AAUGAAAUACGUGUAAUUUACGAUAAUUCAAAUAAUAGUCCUGGAGGUUCUUUGGGGAGCAAGACAUUCGCUGAUGACACUCGCAGGGUGGCAACUCUGAAAGCAGUUGAACUUAGAUCAAGAUUCUGAAAUCAAGACAAGGAAAAGGGAACAGGAAAGAAAGCACGAAAAAUUAAUAACACAACACACCCAUGACCUACCAGGGGCCCACCAGACACCGCCUGAAGCGGCAGUGAUGACGCGGUGAGGACUCAAGAGGAAAGUUACGCCGCAAAAUCAUAUGGAUAGCCACAUUGUCUCAAUCUUCCUUUGACUACAGCUCUACUCUCACUUUUCCACUAUAUAAUAGUGCUGUUAAAAUAAUAUAUUGGUAUUGAUACUAACGGUGCAAAUAGAUAACGCUAGAAUAAAACAAAAAAUUUCUACUGGGUAACUUGCUUUCCAUAGUCAUCACUGAUCAGCUUCUGUGAUCCUGUGUACCAGCACUCAGCCACCGUAACAGUCAUACCGUCCUCGCUGCUGUCACUCAAUAUGCUCUGGACAACACAGUCAAUGAAGGAGCAUGGUGUGACUGCGUCUCGUCCUCGGGCAGUGAGAAGCAUUGCGUCAGUCUUCGUACUGUUGGUGUUGCUGGCCGUGGUAGCGGCGCUGGCGUGCGUUUUUCUCUGGCAGGAGGAAACAGAUGCACUCAGUAACGUUACGUUUGAGGAUGUGUUGAAGGAGGUGUGUUCCAACCCUCACCUUCCAAUGCUGGAUUACCGGGGGGUGAACAGCUUCUUCGAUUACCUAACCAACUCUGACAAUGAUCACUGCUAUUCCUGGGUUGAGUUUGGUGGAGAAAAGAUCCCAAUUCCUUCUCAGAGUGAAAAGGAAUGUGCUGAUGAAGUGCGGAAAGCUAAGUACAUUUGCUUCAACGAAGAGUACAAGAUGACCCAUGACCCAUGCCUUGUGUACAGUUUUGACAAGGAUGCUGACAGUCAGUUUGAGAGGGACAUGCAACUUUUUAGCUGUGAGGUGCAUGCUUUUGAUCCUGAGCGGGUUAUGGAAGGAGAGCACGUGCAGAGAUCAGAAUUUUGGAAAGAACAUGCCUGGACCAUCUCAGAAAUGCCCUAUGAUAAAUCUGAGGACAACGGACAUGUCCAACGACGACGCUCACUAGAUUACAUGCUGUCAGCCCUUGGCCAUUUGGGUAAGGAAAUUAAAUACCUCAAGAGUGACCUGGAGGGGCGUGAGUGGAUUCUACUGAAACAGAUUAUAAUGCACCACAAGCUGGCGGAUGUCAGGCAGAUUGGAGUAAGGCUGCAUGUUCCAACCACAGUCAAUAAGAUGAGUGGUGAAGCCAGGCACCAAUACUUUGCAAGGCUAUUCCUAGUGUUCCAGGGACUUCAGUGUGCCGGAUACAAGUAUAUCCUGGGCCGCCCUAUACGUUACUACAAGGGUGCAGUUCAGAUACCAGAGAUGAACAGAACAUUCUACCCUGCUUAUGAAGUUAAUUGGGCAAAAAUUCUUUAAAAGUAUGUAAUGAUACAGGGUGUGGCAGAAGUAUCUCUCAUAAUUUAAACUCUCACCCACAUGUGGCUAUAAUAACCUUGUGCAAGUCCCAGUGAUGUCUUUAUUUAGCUAAUAACUUAACAUGUUUAUAGAUACCCUCAUGUAAUGAUAUGGUCUGAACUGGUGCACAUUGUGAUUUUGAUAAACAAAGUUUUUAGAAAACAAACUUUUCAAACUCAUUUCAAAUGUUAGGUCAGAAUGAUGUUAUUCUGAAUAGAAAAACAAUACUGCUGUGGGUUGCAAAUUUUGCUUAUUCACACAACCUGAGGGAUGAAAGUGAUCAUCAUCUGUGAGCAAAACAGUAUUUAAAUAAACAUUCUGAAUAUCAUCAUCACAUCAUGACAAACGAACUUCCCAUUUUCAUUUAUCGUAUACAUUUUCAAAGUAAUAAUCAAUUUGUAUGGAUGAAACUUCUGCACUGUUCAUUCAGGUGAUUCCAAGGGAGAAGCAUGUUUAUCAGGUGAACAUGUAGAAAAUUGAACAACAGAAGGUCUCAACUCUAACAUGUUCUGAAGUUUGAACAUCUCAUAAGUCUUCUAGGUGGUUUUCCUUAACAGCUAAGCCUAUGGCUCUGAAAUUUGCAAUCCACAGCAAUAUUAUUAUUGUUUUUUCUCCUGCCUGGAAUAGCAUAAUUCCAAUCUAACAUAUAAUGAAAUGGAAAAGUACUCAUAUGUUACAAUUACUGAUUUACCAUACAUACUUUAAAAAAAUGUUUUUACAGCAGAAUCACAAUUUGUACCAAUGUAAACAAUAUUGCUAGAUGAGUUAUAUGAAAAAUAGAAAAAUAAAAAUGUUAAGGCAUUAGAUAAAUGAAGACAUUGGCACUAUCACAAUUUCAUUAACAACACAUAGGUUAAAGUUUAAAAUAUAGAAGGUAUUUAUGCCACACUCUGUAUAAAGAUUUGUUAUAGAUCAUUAUUUUUUGUAGAACUAUAAAUCUGCAACAUCUUUUCCAAAUAAGAAUCUUGUUGCAAAUAAAAGUGUUGGAUAUAAUUAAGAUGUAUGUUGGAUUGUAAAAAGAAAUACAAUUAAGAAAAAAAAAAGAUGUUGAUAUGGUGAUUGGAAGGAGCUACACAUACUAGUGAUUGGAAGGAGCUACACAUACUAAAGUCUCCACACACUCUGCAUGUGCAUGAGCAGUCUUGCUUCUUGACUGGUUGGAGAAGUCUUGCUAACUUAACAUAAUCUAGCCAAGAUAAUGUGUUGCAAUGAAUGAGGCAUUAUCCAGUAAUUUGGUACAGAAUAGUUAGAUUAGGUUUUGGAUAAGUUAAGUUAAGCUAAAGGUUAGGUUAAGUUAGCUGAUGAGAUGGUGUUAGCCAAUUAUGAGAUAAAAUUGCUCUCACCUGCACUGUGCGCAAUGAGUGAAUGCAGCUCCUGCCAUGGUGUUCUGUGGUAGUAAAUAUUUGAUACAUCUAUGAUGUAAAAUAAUGCAUAAUUUAUUUAGAAAUUUAUUUUGCCAUUGCUUUAUUCAUAAUCCAAAUUGCCUUACUAUAAGAAAUGCAGUACAUUCAUGGAUUAGGUCUUAUACUGAUUCCUACUUUCUUCAGCCCUUUUAAAAUAUCUUUCCUAAAGCUAUGAUAGAUUAUUGAAGAGUCAUUUCAGUUCACUAUUUAUGGUGUGACAACUGACAAUAAGAGAAUAAAAAUUUGACUAGAAUUUAUGAGAGGAGGUUGUUGUGAAUGUUGUUCUCUUCACAUAUAUCAUGAAAAAUACACAAAUGUUUCUCUUCUCCGGCACUCUCUUAACCUUACUGAGUUUAUCAGUAUAUAACCUAUAUAAUGUUGUACCAUACCAAAUAUAAAAUUUGAAAUCUCCACAAAUAUUAUGUCCAAAUUUAAAAGCCAACAUAAUAUAAAAUUCAUCUUUCUUGUAAAGCAAUUUACACUAAUGUUCAAAUUUCUUUAUAGUAAUAUAAGAAAAAAAAAUUAAGAUUACAAAAGAGCAGCUGACCAAUACAAAGCCACUUCUGAAGAUUUAAAGCUCAAUGUCACCAUCUUUCAUAUAUCUAAAGUAAUUGCUAUAACAAAUAUGUUGUUUAUGAUUAAAACUUAUGGAAUACAUAAAAAUGAUCUCAAAUAAGCAAAUUAUGAUCCAUUCUGAUGUUUAUGUAAAAAUAUAUCACAGCAAAUGUAUAUAAUUUCACAGCUGGAAAACUUUCUACACAUUCAUUCUAUAAAGAGUCUCCCAUAACUCAACAAAUUUCUUCAUGAAAGAAUCCUUCCAUUCACACUAAAUUUAUUAUGUUGUGAAAUGAAAAGAAAGGACAAGUACUGCAAAUAGGUUAUGCAUUUAGCUAACAAUUUCAAUCAAUACUACUUAAAACAAGAGUAUUUGCCUAU
Portunus trituberculatus (swimming crab) is the source of this 3890-nucleotide messenger RNA. RefSeq lists its product as uncharacterized. The record is from RefSeq and is a predicted model, not a curated record. Bases 532 to 1512 code for a protein of 326 amino acids. The transcript is spliced from 7 exons. NCBI's taxonomy places the organism in Eukaryota, Metazoa, Arthropoda, Malacostraca, Decapoda, Portunidae.